AGCUGUGAGCCCGGAGCUGGUAGCACCUUACCGACUCUCUCUCUGCAGGAAAUAUCAGUUCCCGUGUCAUUUUUCAGUGGUAUUUUGUAGCCUGGGCACGGAUGAAGUUGUUUACAUACCGCGAGGUAACUACGAGUGGUAGAGGAGCUAAUUGAUGUGUGUAGUUGAGGGUAGAGCGGGGAGAAUAAGCCAUGUGGCGGUGGUGAAUAUUGUAGCCUCUGCUCUACGGGGCUUUUUGUAAUAGCAAGUGUCGUUUUGAGUGCGUGGUGUGUGUGUGAACCUUUAAUGUAAACCCCGGCACGAACUACAGUGUGAUAUCUUGCAAGUUUACCUUCCCCUCACAGUAUACUGGCCCAGUUUGUGUGGUGUGCGAAGCUGGGUGGGCCCGAGGUGUGGAUUUUGCCGUGAGAGCGCAGGAGUUGGCCAUCACCAACCUUCAGGAGUCCUGCUAUACUUCACUGCUGUAAACCCUGCAAGCACCACAUCGAUUUUUGACGAGGUGUGGGAUGACGCGCGGAGUAUGAGCUUAGUGAGAGCGGUAUCGGGGGCGGCGCCCCCCGGUGGCUCCUUGGGGCGAGGAGCUCCCUGGGUGCGGUGGCGGGGGCCCCUGCUAUUGCUGCUGCUGCUCCUGCUGGCGGCAGAGAUAGCAGGCGGGGGCGAGGGCAGAGACUCGCUGUUUAUAGUCGACAGGUUCGAGGACGAACCGUGGCAGCAGUUCACGCAUCUAACGGUGGACAAGAACACGGGGACGGUAUACGCAGGCGGCGUGAACCGCCUCUACCAGCUGGAUCCCAACCUGCGGGUGCUGCAGAACGUGGUCACCGGCCCCGUCAACGAUUCCAUCGAGUGCUCAGCCAACGACUGCAAGACCAGUGACACCAUCCGUACCAUGAAGGCCACGCAGAACGUAAACAAAGUGCUGGUGAUAGACUACACCCGCUCGCGGCUCAUCGUUUGCGGCACGGUGCGGCAAGGGUCGUGUCAGGUGCGGGACCUGCGGGACAUUCUGGCCCACACCCGCAAUGUGAGCGAGGCCAUCGUGGCCAACAACGCCACGGCUUCCACCGUGGCCUUCAUUGCCCCUGGCCCACCGAACCCACCCGUGACUCACGUCCUCUAUAUCGGCGUCACCUACACCGGCAAGUCAGUGUACCGCGACGAGGUGCCGGCUGUGGCCUCGCGCUCCCUCGAAGAUGACAAGUUCUUCGAAAUCGCGGUGACGGACGUGACGACAAGUACGCGGAUGCUGGUCAACUCGUUGGCCCGCGAGCGCUACCCAAUCUCCUACGUGUAUGGCUUCGGCUCCGAGAAAUUCAGUUACUUCCUGACGCGGCAGAUGGAGGAUACACACGCCGGAACGCCGUACAUCAGCAAGCUGGUGCGCGUGUGUCAGAACGACUCCGCCUACUACUCCUACACGGAGAUUCCCAUCGAGUGUAAGGACUCCCAGGGCAAGCGUUACAACCUUGCCCAGGCGGCCUAUGUGGGCAAGCCGGGCACAGAUCUGGCCACUCAGCUGGGUAUCCAGACUAACGACGAUGUCCUCUUUGCGGUGUUCUCACCAUCAGAACCCAGCGAGGGGGAAGGGUCACCGCGCCCUGCCCAAGCCAGCGCACUGUGCGUCUACAGCAUGAAGUCAGUGCGGCGCAUGUUCAUCAACAACAUACAGGAGUGUUUCAGAGGCAAAGGUGACAGAGGACUAGACUUCAUCUCCCCUUCACACAAAUGCAUCGAGACGAGAAUCAAUGACUUGAACGAGGACUUCUGUGGCAUGGACGUCAACACUCCUCUGGGAGGAGAGCAGCCUGUAGAAGGUCUAGCUAUACUCACCUUCCCUACCAGACUGACGGCAGUGGCUGCCACUUCUACUGAGGUCUACACUGUUGUCUUCCUCGGCACUGCCCAAGGGCACCUCAAGAAGGUUGUGAUAGAGAACCAGAACAAUGCUCUAGAAUACGAUGAUAUUGUUGUGGAUCAAGACUCUCCUGUCAGACAGGACAUGUACUUUGACAAGGCUGGCGACCAUCUCUACGUAAUGACCAGCAAUAAGAUUUCUAAAGUGAAGGCUCAGGAGUGUAGCAUAUAUGAAGGCUGUAACCAGUGUUUAGGUGCAAGGGAUCCCUAUUGUGGAUGGUGCUCCUUAGAAAACAAAUGUUCGCUGCGGCGGGACUGUCGUGAUGCCACCCAGGACCCCCAGCAUUGGGUCAGCUACAAGACUGGCCGUUGCACCACCAUCACCAAUGUCAUGCCAGACAAGCUUCAGAGAACUACUGCUCGCACUUUAUCGCUGACGAUUGACAACUUGCCAUCAGUUGAAGGUUCUCUGCAGUGUGUGUUCAGUGCCAUGAGUAAAGACUUGACCACAGACGCCAGACGCACUGCACAAGGAGUGUCUUGUACCACCCCAAGAAAUGACAUGCUGCCAGAUAUACCCCAGAAUGACCGUAUGUGUGAUGACAAAACCCAGUAUUAUUUUGUAAAUCUUUCCUGUAAAACUUCUACUUCAGACUAUUGCCAAAUUAUAAAUUAUCUUCAGUACACACCAAGGAUUUUUCCCAAGAUGGACCCUGGGAUGGUGGAAAAACCCAAAGUUACUAUUAAAGGUAUCAAUUUGGGUAAACACAUUGAUGAUAUCUACGAGGGUAUUACUGUAGCAGGAAUUACUUGUCAGCCAUACCGCAACUCUUACAUCAAGACUACAGAGGUUACUUGUAUGGUCGAUAGUCCAGGGGUCAAUGACUUCAAAGAGGGACCUAUUGUUGUCAAGGUGGCUCGAGAAUACAGAGGAGAAUCGUUGCAAAAAUAUAGAUUUGUUAAUCCUGAGAUAAAGGACCUCACCCCAGAUUCUGGGCCAAGAUCUGGUGGAACUCUUCUGCACAUAAUUGGGGAACACAUGAAUGCAGGCAGUCGUAUUGAAGCCUUCAUUAGUGGAAGACCAUGCAAGAUUCAAAGCACUAAUGCAACUGUGGCAACCUGCAUCACUUCAGCAUCAUCUGAUCUUCAGGAAGGAAAAAUUGAAAUGGUGUUUGAUAAUGGCCGUAGAAGACUGGAGAAGCAUUUCACUUAUGUCAAUGACCCAACAAUUAUAACUGUCAAGUCUGGGAGAGCAGGCCAAGCAGGACUUCGCAAUGGUCCCCGUGGCAUUCCCUCUGGGGGCAUAAUAAUCACAGUAGAUGGAACAAAUUUUGAUGUUAUUAGAGAACCCAAAAUGUAUGUAGUGUAUAAAGAAAAAGAAUAUACCAACCCAUGUGAAGUAAAGAAUUCAACAAGGAUGGAAUGCAAGUCACCCGCUAUAUCAAUUGGAAAUGAACGGAUAGACCAUGAAAAUGGAAUGAAGCUGGAUUAUGGGUUCAUUAUGGAUCACGUGAAGUCUGUUAGAAAUCUUGACAGUUUAGGAUUUUCACCCUUCCUUGUUUAUCCCAAUCCAGUGUAUUUUUCAUUUGAAGACUCUGAUAUGGUUAAACAAUACAAGUCAGAUUAUCUUACAAUCAAUGGUAAGAAUCUGGACCGAGCAUCCCAGGAGAUCGAUGUUGAGGUUCUCAUUGGCUCCGAGUCUUGCAACGUGACUUCACUCUCACGGUCACAACUAACAUGCCGACCCCCUAAAGAACAACCUGAAGCUCUAAACGGGGAUGGCUUCCCACAAGUUGUAGUAAUUGUUGGCAGUAAUCUGAGAUAUGAGAUUGGAUAUUUGAAGUAUGCUGGCACCACAGAUGUUGGCACACUGUCUAAACAAUUGAUCAUUGGGUUGUCUGUGGGUGCAGUGGUCUUAAUUUUCAUCUUGGUUGUCUGUUUAAUUGUUUACCGUCAGAAGAGCAAUCAGAAUUCAAGAGUCCUUAAGAGUAUGCAGGAGCAAAUGGAUGUCCUUGAACUUAGAGUUGCUGCUGAAUGCAAAGAAGCAUUUGCUGAACUUCAGACAGAAAUGACAGACUUAACAAGUGAUCUGAUUGGUGGCGGUAUUCCAUUCCUGGAGUAUCGUACGUAUGCAAUGAAGAUCCUCUUCCCUAACCUGGAAGAAACCACUGUGCUACAGAUGGACCGGCCAGACCUGGUCCGCAAGGAGAAGGGCCUCAAACUCUUUGGUCAACUAAUUAUGAAUAAGACAUUUUUAUUACUUUUCAUUCGUACACUGGAAUCCAAUAGAUAUUUCUCUAUGAGAGACAGAGUGAAUGUUGCUGCUCUUAUAAUGGUGGCACUGCAAGGCAAAAUGGAAUAUUGUUCAGAUAUUCUCAAGACACUUUUAGCUGACCUUAUAGAAAAAUGUAUUGAAGGAAAGAUACACCCUAAACUUCUAUUUAGAAGAACGGAGAGUGUGGCAGAGAAGAUGUUGUCUUCUUGGUUCACAUUCCUGUUGUACAAGUUCUUGAAGGAGUGUGCUGGAGAGCCGCUCUACAUGUUGUUCCGUGCCAUCAAGCAGCAAGUGGACAAAGGGCCUGUUGAUGCUGUUACCUCAGAAGCUAGAUAUUCAUUAUCAGAAGAAAAACUUAUUCGCCAGAGUAUAGAUUUUAAAGAAAUGACUGUAUACGUAUCUAUGUGCAACUUAUACAUGGGAGCAGUUGAUGGUCCUAUGGAGAGCGGAGAGACACCAGUUAAGGUCCUGGAUUGUGACACAAUCUCUCAGGUUAAAGAAAAAUCCCUUGAUGCAAUAUACCGGUCCUACCCAUACUCCCAGCGACCACGGAGAGAAGACCUGGAUCUUGAGUGGCGUACAGGCACCUCAGGUCGACUCAUCCUAUACGACGAAGACACCACCACUAGGCCUGAGGGAGGCUGGAAGAAGCUGAACACUUUAGCCCACUAUAAUGUUCCUGAUCUGGCCCAGUUAACCCUCAUACCUAAACAGUCAUCAAUAUAUAACUACAUGUCAAUUCUUUCUGAUAAAUCAGAUAAGUCACACCACAAGUACGAGACAUUAAAUAUGAAUAAAUACACAUCUGCCAGUCCGCCCCUCUCGCGGGCCACAUCGCCCCUUAACCACGAUAAUGAAGCGGGGGUUAAGGUUUGGCAUUUGGUUCGUCAACAAGAAUCAGAACAGCGUGAGGGAGAGCGCACAAAUAAAAUGGUAUCAGAGAUCUACCUCACACGUCUGCUGUCCACGAAGCUCACGCUACAAAAAUUUGUUGAUGAUCUGUUCGAGACGAUAUUCAGCACUGCACAUCGGGGUUCUGCUUUGCCCCUUGCUAUAAAAUAUAUGUUUGAUUUCCUUGAUGAUCAAGCACUACAGCAUGGCAUCACGGACCCUGAGGUGGUACAUACUUGGAAGAGCAAUAGCCUGCCCCUCAGGUUUUGGGUCAACCUUAUAAAGAAUCCCAACUUUGUAUUUGAUAUUCAUAAGUCCAAUAUUGUGGAUGCCUGUUUAUCAGUAGUCGCUCAGACCUUCAUGGAUUCUUGCUCCACUUCUGAUCAUAGAUUAGGAAAAGAUUCUCCAAGUUCUAAAUUGCUAUAUGCCAAAGACAUUCCUAUUUACAAGGAGUGGGUCGAGCGUUAUUAUGCUGAUAUAAAGAUCAUGCAACCUAUAUCCGACCAGGACAUGAAUGCAAUGCUAGCAGAAGAGUCCCGGAUGCACACCACAGAGUUCAACAGCCUAGCAGCCCUAGCAGAGCUAUAUAACUAUGCAUUCAAGUACAGUGACCAGCUGAUGAUCACAUUAGAGGAAGACGAGUUCUCCACAAAGAAUCGCCUGGCAUAUCGACUAGAGCAAGUGCACAACAUAAUGACAACCGAUCAGGAAUGACAGGACGCCCCCCCUGACCCUCGGGCUGGACCAGAUCAACAGAGGGUACCAACUUCAGGGCCUGUGGGCCCUGGCUCCUACUCACCAGGUCCAUAUGGAGGGUCCCCCCCACAUCACGCUUAUCCCGGGGGACCGUACGGGGUUUCUCCGCCACAGUCUGCUGUUUAUGAUGGCCAGCUGGAAACAAUGUUCACUUACCGUGGACAGGGUGCCGCCAUGGGAGAUGGGGGCCAAGGGGGGGUAGAUGGCAGUGUGUAUGGUCUGUACGGUGUGCCGCAACAUGCCAGACUCUCACCCGGGGCAUAUGGAAGUGCACAGUUUCCAAAUAGAGGGACACCACAGGUGUAUGAAUUUGAAUAUGAAGAGCCUCGAUUCACUUGAGGCUUGGUGGUGAGGAGUGCUGUGUUUCUGCUCAAAAUAUGUUGCUGUGUGUGCAACAGGACAGAAAAACAAAGUGCCUCACACCAAAGGCUACAAUGGUGCCCCGGAGUGAGCAUGAAAAAUAGGCAACAAAGCAACGAACAGACUUGCCCACCAGCAAGAAAGAAACAGAAGCAGCAAGACUUUACAUUAUGCACUACAGUAAUUUUGUACCAAAUUCCCAGGCGUCUAAUAAACUCAUUUGUGACUGAAGGUGCAUUCUGCAGUCAUUGUCUUUUAAUGAGAUUAUCUUGGUGCUGUUUCUUAUGUGUGCAAUGUAGACUGCAAGCUGAGUGCUGCUACCUGGACAAAAACUAUGGUUAGCACUUAAGUGGUGCUCACACAGUGUGUCAGAAAACAGCAUCUUGUGUUUAGUGUCACUUUUUUAAUUGCCAGUCCUGCCCUGAACACUCGUUUGACCUUUGCUCUUCCGUCUUCCAUCAAGAUUGCACGUGACUCCAGCACAAGACUCUGCUGUUUACAAGACAGGACUCCGCUCAAAAAGCCGCCACAAAAAGAGUCCAGUGUUGGAGGUUUAGUGAUACUGUACUGUAAUUCAAAAUUUGCUGUUAUUGCUACUUGAAUAUCUAAAAUUAUGUGAAGGAAUGUCACAAUUGGCAUUCAGUUCCCAAAGGAAACUAUAUCAGAAUUAUUCAGGAUAUUAAUGGAUUUUUUCCAUAGACUUUAACAAGGAGAAAGAAACUAUUUUACAACUUAGAACUCCUUGAAUGCUGUACAGAUGAUCAUCCAUAUUCCCUGCAUUUAAAAGCAUAGCAAUCAUUACUCUCGAUAAGCUUCUGUUUGUCCAGGUUUAUAAACUGAGUGCAUUAACAUGUCGCUGCUCUGUUACCGUAUGUAUCAUUUCAUAUGUGCAAAAAACUUUAAGAUGUUUCAAGUUUUCAUGUGAUAUUUCUAUGUGUACGAAACUGCGUGUGUGAUUGUGUGUGCAUUCUGUUACUGCCAUGUGCAUGCGUGAGUGUGUGCGCAGAGAAGAAAGCCAUGUGUGUGUUGUCUCGGUGUUUUGCGGACCUCUCAGCUUUUUGAGCAUAUUUUGCUUGCAUGGUGGAGAUGAAAUUUUUUUUAUUUUUUUAUCAUUAACCUACAUACACCUCAUGGUUUACAGAAUGACUGUAGCUCAUAACAUCAAAAAGAGUAUCAUAUUACCUGACCUCUGAUUCAUGGAUAUCACCAGGAUGCUUAGGGUGUGGCUGGAAGGCUGAGUGUGCCAAUGAUUCCUGAUGACUAGAAUAAAGCUCCACCAUGCUUGCAGAACUUGACAUGAGGAAGCCUCUGUGCUCAUAAGUAGCUGUUUCCAAAAUUUGGUUCAUCCUGGGUGUCCCAGUGAUCUACGCAAUCCACAGUAUAUUCAUAAAUCAUUUCAUCACCAACAUUCACUUACAUAUACUACAUUUUAUUUUCGUUUUAAGUUUUGAUUGGGAAAGUUCCAUAAAGUUUUAAUCAUGUUGGCAUUGCCACAGCAGCUGACUAUAUCAAUAAUUUUAUGUAGUUGGAGAUGGCCAAGAUUUUAGUGACACUGCUCCUUAUUUAUAAAAGGAUAUAAUUUUUCUAAGAGCUAUGGACUAAUGAUCCUCUAUGUAUUUCCAUGUUUUGAGCUUUUAGGUACAUAUUACGAAGUGAGUGCAGACAAGGAUUUUUGCAAAAUCUUGAAUACGCCUAUUUUUCAGUGUAAUUUUUCAGACUAUCAAUCUUAUAAAUUGAGCUUGAUUUGGCACCUCUGGCAAUAGAGACUCAGUGAGGGAUGGGAAAGGGGACAUGUUAGAAAGUGUACAUGUUCUUUUUAGGCAGUUGGUCAAGCUAACCUAAAACAAAAAAUAUAUUUUUUGGAGAUUUUUUUUUUUUCUCUUUUGCUGAUAGAUAUAUUUUGAAAAUCAACUUGGUAUAUAAAUUUUCAAUUCUACACCAAAACAUGCCUAAUGUUGCUAAAAUUGGUAUAAUUACCUGGAUAUUUGCAGAUCUUGGAUAAGCCAAAAUUUAGUUUAAA
This is a messenger RNA of Cherax quadricarinatus, 8156 nucleotides long. Lineage: Eukaryota; Metazoa; Arthropoda; Malacostraca; Decapoda; Parastacidae. The record is from RefSeq and is a predicted model, not a curated record.